AUGACACACAUGGUAACACAAAACAUGCAUGAAAUCAACGACAAAUAUGGCCAGUUUGAUGAAAACCAAAACAAUAAUCAAAAUCAACAUUCCAAUGCGUUUCAAAAUAUAAACACUGCUCAAAAAGUGAUUGACGGUGUCAGUUACUUUUCUGGAACUGUUGGCAGCAUUAUGGCAAUGCCAUCAAAAAUGCUUACAUCUUGGGUUGCUGAUCAAAUCAAUCCAAAUUACUGGGUUCCAAACGCACGCAUACAACAUUGCAAUCAAUGCGAAAAACAAUUUGAACCUUUAGAUCAAAAACAUCACUGUCGCCGAUGUGGGAGUGGAUUUUGUGAAAAUUGUUGUAAUAAGCUGCAGCCUGUACCUGAAAGAGGAUGGGGCAAUCAGCCUGUUCGAGUGUGCGAUUUGUGUUUUGAAAAAGGCCAAUUAAACUCAAACAGUGUGGACGAUGAUGUAACUGCUCGGAAAGUUGCUGAAGCUGCCCAAACCACUUUUGGGACGGUUUUUUCAGUGAUUGAUUACUCUUUGGGAUGGAUCAAAGACUCUGCCCGACCUGAAUACUGGGUUCCAGAUAAAGAUUGUGUAAGCUGUGUUUGUUGUGAAACGGAUUUUACCGACAAAAAUCCAAUUCAUCACUGCCGUGCUUGCGGUCAUGGAGUUUGUGAUGAUUGUUCUAAACAGCGUAAAACUGUGCCCGCUCACGGAUGGAAUUCACCAGUCCGUGUUUGUGAUACAUGUAACAAAAAACUUUAA
Messenger RNA from Rhagoletis zephyria (snowberry fruit fly), 753 nucleotides. Lineage: Eukaryota; Metazoa; Arthropoda; Insecta; Diptera; Tephritidae. The record is from RefSeq and is a predicted model, not a curated record.